UAACUCUGAACGUCCUAGCGUGCUUUUGGCUCCAGCGGCACUAUUACAUAGGUCCGUGCUCCAAGCUCGCUCAAGGCAACUCACAGAUUACGGAAGGCAUUCGGUGACACCUCCAACCCCAAACAAUCACGACCACAGCAGCAACGAUUCCACUCUCUUUGAUCAUAGAUUAUCCACCAGUACCUUCGUAAUUACAGAACUCUCAUAUCAAAUCCCCGCAACACUAUUAUACGAUUGGAGAGCUGCGGUCCUCAUCAUGCCUUCCGCAACCGGCUCCAACUGGGAAAAGUACCAGAAGAACUUUGCCGACGAUGAGAUAGAGGAGAAGAAGAUUACACCUCUAACAGACGAGUGCGAAUGUCCUUCUGGAAAUGAGAGUGCGAUUAGUCCGCUAACACCAGCGCCAGGGAUAUUCAGGUUCUCAAGACGUACGGUGCCGCGCCUUAUGGUACAUCUAUCAAGAAGCUCGAGAAGCAGAUCAAGGAGAAGCAACAGAGUGUCGAUGAGAAGAUCGGCGUCAAGGAAUCCGACACAGGACUCGCGCCCCCCCAUCUAUGGGAUGUCGCCGCCGACCGUCAGCGAAUGUCUGAAGAGCAACCUUUCCAGGUGGCACGUUGCACGAAAAUCAUAGCUGACGAGAAGGGUGACGAGGCCAAGAGCAAAUAUGUGAUCAACGUCAAGCAAAUCGCAAAAUUCGUUGUCCAGCUUGGAGAGCGCGUCAGUCCUACCGACAUCGAAGAAGGUAUGCGCGUGGGUGUCGACAGGAACAAGUACCAAAUUAUGCUUCCCCUACCGCCCAAAAUCGAUGCGAGCGUUACGAUGAUGACGGUGGAGGAGAAGCCCGAUGUCACCUACGGCGAUGUUGGUGGUUGUAAGGAGCAGGUUGAGAAGCUACGGGAAGUUGUCGAAAUGCCUCUACUGUCUCCUGAGCGCUUCGUCAACCUCGGUAUUGAUCCUCCCAAGGGGGCCCUGCUCUACGGUCCUCCUGGUACCGGAAAGACCCUCUGUGCCCGAGCUGUUGCCAACCGAACAGACGCCACCUUUAUCCGAGUUAUUGGUAGUGAGCUGGUUCAGAAAUAUGUCGGCGAGGGCGCAAGGAUGGUUCGAGAGCUGUUCGAGAUGGCCCGUACAAAGAAGGCAUGCAUCAUUUUCUUCGACGAGAUCGACGCCAUCGGUGGUGCUCGAUUUGACGAUGGUGCUGGUGGAGACAACGAGGUUCAGCGAACUAUGCUGGAGCUUAUUACGCAGCUUGACGGUUUCGAUGCUCGUGGAAACAUCAAGGUCAUGUUCGCCACCAACAGGCCCUCUACAUUGGAUCCUGCCCUCAUGCGACCCGGUCGUAUCGAUCGAAAGAUCGAGUUCUCACUGCCCGAUCUUGAGGGCCGUGCUAACAUUUUGCGCAUCCACGCUAAAUCCAUGUCGGUUGAGCGGGACAUCCGGUGGGAGCUCAUCUCUCGUCUCUGCCCCAACGCAACGGGUGCUGAGCUGCGUAGUGUUUGCACUGAGGCCGGCAUGUAUGCCAUUCGCGCAAGGAGAAAGGUUGCAUCCGAGAAGGACUUCCUCAGUGCAGUUGACAAAGUCAUCAAGGGUAACCUUAAGUUCAACUCGACGGCGACGUAUAUGCAGUACAACUAGACAUACUCACCAUAAGGCAAGGUGUAUUUUAAUGCGGUGUAUGAAUACAGGGCAAUUGGAUGGCGGGAAUAUAGACGUCACAAUGAAAAAAUUGCUUCUAUGAACAUGCCCAAUAGUGAAUUACAUUAAUGACUUAGUUUGUGAUGCUCCCGAUGCCAUAUUGAUAUCUGCAGAAUCUAUCUACUGUGAAAUUACUCCCGUGGUUCAUUUGCAAUCCGAAUGCCACUAAACAAGACCAUCAAGGUCCUAAAAACCCGAAACACCGUUCCCGUGAUAUGCCCAUAAACGCUAACGUGCAAUAUGAGUCCAUUUCCGUACCAUCCAAAAGAGCAGAUCCAUCGCUCAAAAUACCCUGCAGAACUACCUUACCUAAGGCAGAUGUGUGCGCCCAGCUUAAGCCCGAGAAAACCAUCAUUAUUCGUCCACAAAUUCCUAUAAUGCCAUGCAUGUUCCGACUCAUGAGCCUUCCAUCCGGGAGAAGCAACCCAAGCAUGCGACGUCUCCUUCUGCUCCACGCUCAAUACUGCACAGACUGCACACAACAGCCCGGUGUCCAACAGCGUUCCAUCCCUUGUCCGCUUGCCGUGUUCCGUUCUUCGUAUCGUUCUGUUCUUGUUGCUGUCUGUCAUCAACAUCAUCCAUAUGGAACGACCUUGAAAGUACUUCUUGCUCCGAGACACCAGAGCCACCGUCCAGGUUCCAACCAUGGCAUUCUCUAAUACAAAUGAAGCAAGUGCGCUCGCCACAUCCCUGACAAUCUGCAAAGGAGUCGAGAUCAGAUUUCUUGGUUGGUUUGCGGUGGCAGAUGUUACAGGGAACAAGCAGAGCGCCUGUCACUCGAGAUUUGGCAAAGGCGGGCUGCACCGGCAGCAUCUUAAGUUGCGAUGAGCGCCGUCGGCGGUGGGGCGUAUUGAAAGAGAAACUGGAAGCGUUGAGACCGUCUGUAACGUGAAUAUCGUCGCCGGUAAUACGGGUUCGCUUCGAAACUGGAAGGACCUUUCGUAAGGCUAACUCCGGCCGUUGGUCAAGGAUGUAAUAGUCCUUGGCUUCCUCUGAAGGGUAUAGAGACAAUCUGGGCUGCUCAUUGUCAUCGCUCCAUCGUCGCUUACGUCCUGCGUGGGCGUCUUCUCCAACGAAGGGCAUUGUGGCGUGGUCCUUGCCAGUACUUGUGAGGCACGCACGGCGAGGCAAAAUUGAGUAUGGCAGCGAAACUAGUGUAGUCAAGAUUCGACACGGAACAAAACGCUAUUGAAGUAUCCCAGCGGCGCUAGAAGGAAGGCGAAUAAGACAGCAAUCGAGUAUGAGGGCGUGGAGGUGAGAGGAGGAGAUUGAGAACCAAAUAGGAUUGAAGGGGAGUGGUUAAGAGGAGUAACAGUGACUGGUCAACUAAGGUACCUAAAGAAGGCACCUGCUGUAACCUAGUGAAAAGUGGUUCCU
Fusarium odoratissimum NRRL 54006 is the source of this 3072-nucleotide messenger RNA. Its product is annotated as 26S protease regulatory subunit 7. Gene Ontology annotation, molecular function: ATP binding; ATP hydrolysis activity; proteasome-activating activity. Gene Ontology annotation, biological process: proteasome-mediated ubiquitin-dependent protein catabolic process. Gene Ontology annotation, cellular component: proteasome regulatory particle, base subcomplex. NCBI's taxonomy places the organism in Eukaryota, Fungi, Ascomycota, Sordariomycetes, Hypocreales, Nectriaceae. Bases 583 to 1635 code for a protein of 350 amino acids. The transcript has 3 exons. The record is from RefSeq and is a predicted model, not a curated record.